UUUGAAGUUUCGAUCAAACUCCAUCUUACUUGUUCAUGGGUGAUCAGGGGACCAUUCACAGUGGUGAUCUGUGCCAAGUAUACAUACGGUCAGCCGGUAAGGGGGCGCAUAUCUGCAAUUAUUGCUUUGGCAUUCAGAUAUGGCACAAGCUCCGAGGAAGUCAGGGAAAUCGUAACUGUCGUUGAGGAAGCUGAUGAGAACACAGGAUGCAAGGACAUUACUUUUCAAGCCGAUUUAUCAGAAAGGUUCCCAGGGCUACGUUUUCGCAAUGCUGACGUGCUUACUGUCUACGCUAACUUUACAGAAAGAGGCACAGGUGUGAUUAUGAAUGCCACCAGCAGUGACACCCAAAUAGAGACAGAAAACGUCUUAGUGGAGAUGCGAGGUCCUGAUGUUUUCAAACCUCUAUUACCAUACCAUGGACAGGUUGUAGUGACUCGUCCUGAUGGAUCACCAGCAGGUGUAAGACGUGUCAGAGUUUCACGACCCAACUACCCAGCUCAGCUCCUCGAUACCCAACCCAAUGGCACAGUCGACUUUGUGUUAGAUACACCUCGCACAUCUUCAACCACAUCCUUCCAAAUUACGGCUGAACUACUUGAUGAGUCAUCUGAGGGCCCGAUCCAAGCUCCAUCCCGAUCCUCGAAGCAAGUACAUGCAUGGUACUCGCCAAGUGGCUCCUUCCUGCAAAUCUCUGAUAUCAAAGAGACAGUAUCUAUCGAUCAGAAUGUUUCUGUCCAACUAGAAUUCACCUUGCCUGAGAAUGAAACACAGAUUGAGUUCUUCUAUAGGGUUAUAUCUGGAGGAAGAAUCGUAGCUAGCGGCAGUUACAGUUGGAUCAAUAUCGUUGUUCAUUCUGAGCCUGUCUCUCAAGUUGCAGCUUAUUGUCACUGGUACCAGGACCUGUACCCAUUCUUUAUAUGCAGGCAACGACGAUUCAGGCGGCACUCCUUACCUCCCUACCGAAAUGGUUAUGAAACGAUUGAGCCCGAGUUGCCAGACUAUAGGACCAAUGGUACAAGGAACAGCACUGUCUUUUACUUUGAGGCUGUCGCCGAGAUGUCUCCGAAAAGCCAAAUCCUUGUCUAUUACAUCCGUAAUGAUUCCGAGGUGGUCAGUGCAAGCACUCAUUUCAAAAUGGCUUCUGUUUUCAAAAAUCAGGUAUCGUUGGAGUUCCUUGAUGGGAGGGAGAUAAGACCGGGCCAAACCGCUUCCAUAGCUCUCAGCGCACGACCUUCUUCACUGUGUGCUUUGGGUGUGGUGGAUAAGAGUGUGCACAUCUUGGGUGGGAACAAUCAACUUUCUAAAGAAAAGGUAAGCAGCUAGCAUCAUCAUCGUUCAGCAUCCGUUUUUCCAUUGAGUUGAACAUUUCAUUUCCCUAACGGCCUAUUGCAAAGCCUUUCUGUCUUCAGCAUCUACCUGGAUGAGGCCAGAUACUUUCAUGACUUCUUCUAGCGUCUCCUUCCCGGGUGGUGUUUCACAAA
This is a messenger RNA of Strongylocentrotus purpuratus (purple sea urchin), 1484 nucleotides long. RefSeq names its product CD109 antigen. The record is from RefSeq and is a predicted model, not a curated record. Gene Ontology annotation, molecular function: endopeptidase inhibitor activity. Lineage: Eukaryota; Metazoa; Echinodermata; Echinoidea; Camarodonta; Strongylocentrotidae.